Messenger RNA from Physeter macrocephalus (sperm whale), 1362 nucleotides. RefSeq names its product regulator of G protein signaling like 1. Lineage: Eukaryota; Metazoa; Chordata; Mammalia; Artiodactyla; Physeteridae. The record is from RefSeq and is a predicted model, not a curated record.
AUGAACACAGUAGUCUUUGAACACCUGAAGAAUCAUAUUGCCCUUAGAAGACCUAUUGAAGAAAUGCUGCAAUGUGAUGCCCCUAUGAUCAAAGAAGUCUCUCACAUGCAUCAUGUCAGCACAACAACCUUGUUAAUACUGCAGGGCUAUGUCAUGAAAUCUCUGGAAGAAAAGUGGUUUAAAGAUUACCAAGAUCUCUUUCCACCUCAUCCUCCAGAGAAGGAAACCGAAAUACCACUAGCUUCACCCAGGAAGCCCUCAAAGACAGCAGCUUACCUGCAGGAAUCCCAGAAGAGAGGCUGGUUGAAGAUAAUCAGCUUUAUCAAGAGAUUUUGUAAGUACCGCAGAUUUAUGUCUAAUCCCCAAAAGCGCCGGGAGUUUGAAGACUAUCUUCACCUGGAAGUACACAAUAACAAGGAAAAUCUCUCCACAUCACCAAACAUAUCAGGGCUCCCCAUCACAAAUCCCAACAUCCGAAGUGCAGAUCACGAGAAUGGAAACAUAAUCCUUAUGAAGCGCCGGAUAUUUGGCUACAGGAUUAUUACUGUCAACUUUGCCAUCAAUGAUUUAUAUUUCUUUUCUGAGAUGGAAAAAUUUAAUGGUUUGGUGAGUUCAUCUCAUGUGCUACAAGUCAACCAGGCAUACAACGAGAAUGACGUGAUCCUAUUGAAGUCCAAAAUUAACAUCAUCCUAAAGCUCUACCUGGAUUCAGAGGUCCCUUCAAGGCUGAGGGUAAACAUCUCUGAGUCCCAGAAGGAUGCCAUCCUUGCUACCAUUGCAGAGGGCCACCUAGAUCGGAGCAUCUUCCAUGGGGCUAUCAUGGCUCUCUUCCCCGUCAUUAUGUACUUCUGAAAAAGGUUUUGUUCCUGCAAGGCAAUCCGCUCUUACUUCCAGUACAGGGGGCAGAAGUUCAAAGACAAAAUCGUUUCUCCUAAACCUGUGUACAAGUACCCUCCUUGGAGUGGAGGAGACCAUGCCGUCUUAAGAUUCACCUUACUCAGAGGUAUUGAGUGGUUGCGACCUCAACUCCGGGAUGCAGCAGGAAGCCCAGUCCAAAACUCUUCAUCUAGCAUCCUCACCCAGUCAAGACAUGCUCUCUCCGCCAUGCAGUUGUCUUGUCCCAGGACCUGCUGCAAGUCCAGCAGGGGCUUGGAGCUGCCCAGGCCUUAUUUGCCAGUGCUGGUGCCUGGAAGACAAGCAACUUGGGAGCUCUUUGCACAGAAGGGCAAUGCAUUGCUUCAUAGUUACAAGUUCUUGAGGAAGAAGAUGAGGAUAAGAAUGAGGGCGCCCUGUCCUGAAAGCAAAGUGUUUGAGCUUUGGCCAUCGCCAUACUUAGAGCGGAUGACGGCAACCAACCAGUAG